AACGUGUUUCUAUGCAGCACCGGAAGCAGACGGUAUUGAUAUAGCGGAACUCCUGCCUAUGUUCCGGUCUCUAUCGUGUCAGCUUGUGGAGGAAGAUGACGAAGGGAACAUCGUCAUUCGGUAAGCGUCGCAACAAGACGCACGCACUGUGUCGCAGGUGUGGCUCCAAGGCUUACCAUCUCCAAAAAUCAACCUGUGGAAAAUGUGGUUACCCCGCCAAGCGCAAGAGAAAGUACAACUGGAGUGCCAAGGCCAAGAGACGUAACACCACUGGAACUGGACGUAUGAGGCACCUGAAAGUUGUGUACCGCAGAUUCAGGAAUGGAUUCCGUGAAGGAACAACCCCCAAGCCCAAGAGAGCUGCUGUUGCAGCUUCAAGCUCCUCUUAAAGACUUCAGUUAAAUAAA
Acipenser ruthenus (sterlet) is the source of this 407-nucleotide messenger RNA. RefSeq names its product large ribosomal subunit protein eL37. Gene Ontology annotation, cellular component: ribosome; cytosolic large ribosomal subunit. Bases 96 to 389 code for a protein of 97 amino acids. Lineage: Eukaryota; Metazoa; Chordata; Actinopteri; Acipenseriformes; Acipenseridae. The transcript is spliced from 4 exons. Gene Ontology annotation, molecular function: RNA binding; structural constituent of ribosome. Gene Ontology annotation, biological process: translation. The record is from RefSeq and is a predicted model, not a curated record.